AUGAACCGCGUUGUUCUUAUUGUUGUUAUUCUCGCUCUCAUGGUCAAUCUCAUCCAUGCUUCUCCAGUGGCCACUGCUGAACCUCAUGACAUUCGUUCCGUCCUCGAUGGCUUCAACAAAAUCGGGACUGGUGUCACAGAGCUUGACAAAGCAGUCAAGGUAUACAACAAUAAGACUGACAUCGCCUCUAUCCGCACUCUCGCUUACAACGUGGAAUGGUUGAUCAUGCGCACAUUCGAUGAUGUCAGCAAGAACAAAGACUUCAACGAUAAGGACAGCAAGACCCUCACUGCAGCUCAUCUCAAGUUUAAGCAAGGCCUAGAGACUAUGCUUGGUGAUCUGAUCAAAAUCAAAGACCUUAUCAAGAAGACCAACAAGUCCGACUUCAUGUUCAACAACUUUGAAAGCCUCCACAGCCGAUGCUUUCCACUGUCAGAUGCCUUGGAAAACAAAGCUACCGAUCCUGAGAGCAAGUCCAUUGGUGCCAUCACUGAGCAACUUGACAGGUCAUUCGAGAAUGCGCUCAAGCAGAUCAACUAG
Aspergillus melleus is the source of this 540-nucleotide messenger RNA. RefSeq lists its product as uncharacterized. The record is from RefSeq and is a predicted model, not a curated record. Gene Ontology annotation, cellular component: extracellular region. The transcript is spliced from 2 exons. Bases 1 to 540 code for a protein of 179 amino acids. NCBI's taxonomy places the organism in Eukaryota, Fungi, Ascomycota, Eurotiomycetes, Eurotiales, Aspergillaceae.